CCAAACCAAAAUGAAGCAACUAAGCAAAUGUUUUUUCUUUUCUCUUCUUUUCUCCAUUUAAAUUUAUACAUUUACUACCUUUAUUUAAAAACCAUGGAAAAUAUCUAUCAUUAUUAGUUGUUCAUUUUAAUAGGGCUAAACCUACCUCGACCAAAAAUCACGACCACGUCCGCGAACCCGUCGAGAGCAAAGGUAGCAGUACUAUUGAUACCGCCAAAAAAACAGCAAUGACAUCGACAAAAACAAGGGAGGGGGGAAGCGGCUUCUUUAGUGGACUCAGGAAUUCCAACAACAAGAAUGGAAACAAGGACAACAGUCAAAUGGUCAAAAUAAAAUACCAUAUAAUGGGUCAGAAUGAUGAAUAUUUUGAAGGACAUGUUAUAUGUAAAGAUAAAAUGUGGGUUGUCGCCAUUUAUAAUUGCAAGGAUUAUUUUCCUACUGGAGAAAAAUACUGGGAAGAUACAGUAUACAAAGAAAUAAUCACGAACCCCGAAGAUAUAAACAUUGAGAUUUAUUAUAAAGAAAUUGAUAAAAAGGAUGCAAAGGAUGGGGAGAAUAAAAAUAAUAAACAAACUACAAUGAAAUUAAAAAAUAAAGAGGGCAAAAAAUCUUUAAGCGAUGAAAAAUAUAAAAAUAUAAAAGAUAUGACGCAGAAGUGUAGAGGUGUUAUUAUUGGAAUCCAAGGAUAUAAAACAGGAAUAACUAAAUUUAAUGUUAUUGGUGAUCAUUAUGAAGCAAAAGAAUAUAAAAAGAAAAAAUGAACCAUUUUUUGUAAUGCAGUGUAGUGCCCAACACACAUUCCAAGCCUCUAUUGUUGCACAGGAUGAAGAUAUGGAAGUGGAUAUUGAAAUCGAGAAUCGCGAAACAGGUUUCCACCUGCGUGCCGAUUGAUAGGACACUAAUUGGAUCAUGCAGGUGUAAAUUAGGGAG
Molecule: messenger RNA, 930 nt
Organism: Kickxella alabastrina
Lineage: Eukaryota; Fungi; Kickxellomycota; Kickxellomycetes; Kickxellales; Kickxellaceae
Exons: 3
Coding region: 228-761 (177 amino acids)
Source: RefSeq, a predicted model, not a curated record